GUCCAAUGUCAGUGCCGCAGAGUCUUCCUGCGCGAAAGACUCAGGCCAGGAAUGCGUUGAGAAUGCCAGCAACUUCAGCAGGCUUUAUGCCACCUCUGACUGUCCUUUGCCGCCUUUGAUAACGGCUUCUGUGAGGAGGCCGCUCCACUUGAACAUGACCGGCCAAUGGGGAGCAGCGCUUCAGGUCAAAGAUUCCUCCGGCGAGGAGGUCGCCUGCGUUGCCUUUGCAUUUGCGCACUCGAUGCCGGAAGCGGAGCAAACUGCAGCAGGUGGCUCAGCUGUGCAUGCAGAAGCUUACAAAGACGACUCGCACCAGCGCGGUGCACAAGAUCAGACGUCUUUGCCGGAAGUUUCCUUCCAGCACAUUGGAAGCGGCCAAUUCUGUGAAGAUGGCGGGGACCUCCUAGAAGGUGCCCUGGACGACUACGGCGGCCUUUCCCCUUUUGGAGGUGCUCGAAGAGCGAGCGCCGACAGCUCCAUGUUUUAUGGCUCCAAGUGCCGCGAACGCUGCCGCCGCAGAGGCAACUGUC
Messenger RNA from Symbiodinium pilosum, 530 nucleotides. The record is from the annotation of a GenBank genome assembly. Lineage: Eukaryota; Dinophyceae; Suessiales; Symbiodiniaceae.